AUGGCGUCGACCACGGCCUUCAAGGACAGAAAUCUCAUCGCUGUCAUAGGAGAUGAGGACUCGAUAACGGGACUGCUUCUUGCAGGCGUCGGCCACAUCAACGAGCACCAGAGGAAGAACUUCCUCAUCGUAGAUUCUAGUGAGCUCUUUGGCGUAUUCUACAUCAUCUCACACUCACGAAUGAGUCCAGAAACACAAAUAUCGGGGAUCGAAGCUGCGUUCCAGGAGUUCACCCAACGGAAGGAUAUUGCAAUUGUCCUCAUCAACCAGCAUAUAGCAGAGAAGAUACGACCGACAGUGGACCGCUACCAAGAAGCAUUCCCUACAUUGCUCGAGAUACCCUCCAAGGAUCAUCCAUACGACCCUUCGAAAGAUUCGGUAUUGAAGCGCGUUCAGAAGCUUUUCGGCGAGUAG
This is a messenger RNA of Suillus discolor, 414 nucleotides long. RefSeq names its product ATPase, V1 complex, subunit F. The record is from RefSeq and is a predicted model, not a curated record. Gene Ontology annotation, molecular function: proton-transporting ATPase activity, rotational mechanism. Gene Ontology annotation, cellular component: proton-transporting V-type ATPase, V1 domain; fungal-type vacuole membrane. NCBI's taxonomy places the organism in Eukaryota, Fungi, Basidiomycota, Agaricomycetes, Boletales, Suillaceae. Bases 1 to 414 code for a protein of 137 amino acids. The transcript is spliced from 4 exons. Gene Ontology annotation, biological process: proton transmembrane transport.